AUGUGCUGUUUUACAGAUGAGAAGUCAGACUUCACAGUUUGGAAUGUCUUAGCUCAGAAAACACAAGCUCAACAGCGAGCAGGUGAUUGUUGCUUAGGAGGGCUGAAGCAUAACAAGGGAAGCAGGAAGAAGGGAGGCUGUGUGCACAGCACCCAGGACCACACAAUCCACUUGGAGGAGAGUCCAGUUCCUGAAGCCCCAACAUCCCCUCUAACGCCCAGCAACAUGCCUAAAAGUGUUUCAAUAUCUAAACAACUGGCUUCAAUAAAAGCUUUGAAGAAAGGCUCAGACCUGGAGAAAGCCAUGGCUACCGUAGCUCUGAUUUUCAGGAACUCUUCUGACCCUGACGGCAAGGUUGGGAGAGCCACUGCCAAAAAUCUGCUGCAAACCCAACUUAGGAAUUUCACAGAGAGAGAAGAAACCAAGCCAAAGUAUCAAGACAUUCUUUCUGAGCUUGAUGAACACGCCGAAAACAAACUGGACUUUGAGGACUUCGUGAUCCUGCUCCUGAGCCUCAUCAUUGUGUCUGAUCUGCUGCAAAGUAUACUGAGUGCAGAAGUCAUGAAAUAAACAACUAAUUAUGUGAAUGAGCAAAAUGAUCAU
Messenger RNA from Arvicola amphibius (Eurasian water vole), 603 nucleotides. RefSeq names its product sentan, cilia apical structure protein (gene Sntn). The record is from RefSeq and is a predicted model, not a curated record. Lineage: Eukaryota; Metazoa; Chordata; Mammalia; Rodentia; Cricetidae. Gene Ontology annotation, molecular function: transition metal ion binding.